This is a messenger RNA of Athalia rosae (coleseed sawfly), 3664 nucleotides long. It is a transcript of the gene ebo, whose product is annotated as exportin-6. The coding region runs from base 184 to 3279 and encodes 1031 amino acids. Lineage: Eukaryota; Metazoa; Arthropoda; Insecta; Hymenoptera; Athaliidae. Gene Ontology annotation, biological process: protein export from nucleus. Gene Ontology annotation, molecular function: small GTPase binding; nuclear export signal receptor activity. The record is from RefSeq and is a predicted model, not a curated record. The transcript is spliced from 16 exons.
UGCUUCGGUGAAACCAGGGUGAAACUUCACUCUGCAAAUAUUAUUCUGUAAAUGAACUCUCGACUGGGGUAAUUGAUGGUUUGUGGGGUCGGAGGUGAUUCGGCAUUGGUGCGAUUUACAUGCCAAAGUGGUUUGUUUACACGGCCAAUUGUCAUCAGGGCUGUCAGUCAGUAACCGGCGAAGAUGGACGAAGAUGUGGCUGUGCUUCGCAGACUGGAGCAGUUGAUGACGGAAUUUUUCUCGCCGCAAACUACCAAUGAGCAAAAACGCACAAUUGAACACAGUCUCCAUGAGUUUGCCUCCCAGAUUAAUUCCUGGCGGCCCUGUUUACAUUUUUUAUCAUCAACCAAUAAUCGCUAUGUCAGCAUGUUUGCUUUAACAACCCUUGAAACAGCUAUUGCGCGUCGCUGGCUGAUUCUAAGUUGGGAGGAUAGAGCCCUUGUUAGGUCAACACUUUAUACACUCUCCUUAGAACGUGGUGUCACUCCAUUUGUUCGCAACAAAGUGGUCAAGUUGGUUGUCGAUAUUGCCCGGCAUGACUGGCCUCAUUUUUAUCCAGACUUCUUCUCUAAUAUUUUACAGUUAUUAGGCCACAAGCACACAAGAUUAUUGGGUUUAGUUUAUUUAAAAACAGCUUCUGAGGAAUUAGCCACACCCAGAGAGGAUUUACCACUACACCGAAAGACAGAGUUACUCAGGUUGUUUAAUAGCCUAGUACCAACUGCUUUAGAGGUUCUUACAGACCUCCUUGUUGAAACAACAAAACAACAAAAUCGUUCAGGCACAAUAACUCCCCCACCAUCACCAACUAGUAGUCAGAGUGCUCCGCUACAGGGGCGGACAGUUUUAGAUGUAGAAGGUCUUGCUGCUGGAAAUGGCGAGAUCUGUACCCUUACUCUGGAGGUUCUCGCACAUUUGUUUACCUGGAUUACUCUUACAGACCACUUUCCCAGUAAUCUGUUGAGCGCUAUUUUCACAUGCGCGAAAUAUCACGACUCAAUGAACGGAAGGCAGAUCGAAAUAGCUGUGCAAGCAUUGACUACAAUAAACGAAUUGCUCUAUCGUCCGUGUUCACCAAGUGCAACGGAGAGCCUAUUGCUACAAAUAUUUCAGCGAGGGAUAGAGCUUUUUCAAUCCAUGGAACAUCUCGAAUCCGUGGAUGAAAGUUAUUUGGAAAAAAUCACCGAAUAUCUGCAGUUGUUCAUAACAAAUCAUCUGAAGAAAGUUGAAUCAUGUCCAAAAUUUCCUGUUAACGCACUGCUCGAAGUUCUGUACCACCACACAUUUCAACGCUGUACAACACCCAAUGCAUACGUAAGGUGUCUAGAAGUAUGGUCUAUAUUACUUGAGAGUACUCAGACUCGCUAUGCCACUGUUGCUUUGGCUCUUGCGGAACGGGUACUACAAAAAAUUAGCUUCAAAUUUAAUGCCCAAGCACUAAAGGACCUCGACACUGAAACACUCGAUGAAAAUAAUGAGACAGAAUGGCAGCAUUAUUUGCGCUGCAACAUCGAGUGCUUGGCUAAAGUUGCUGACAUUUCUCCUAUACCAGUAUUUACAUUAUUGUAUCGAUCCUGGCGAGAAGGUCUUUCUAUUUAUGCUGAACUGGGAUCUGCAAUCACCAAUGGUCAGCUGGUAGUCUUGAAUGAUUCAGAAGCUUCCAAUGUCCGUAUUCACUUACGAGACUUGGCUUCAAGUACUCAGGCUCUUGCUCGACUCUAUGUUCAUUUUGUUGGUGAUCAGCCUGGUAUCAACUGCUCUUUAGCAGAAGAACUUGUGGCCCAAACACUGGAAGUCUGCGCAUUUGCCAAGGAUAACCAAAUUCAUAGAGCCAAUCUUCAGCCAGCUGAAAUAUUGCAGGAUCUUGUAGAAGUGAAUUCCCAAAUGCUAGCAUCGCUGCAGGCUUGGUGUCAGUGGAUCUCAGAAAGACCAGAAAAAUUGAAAGAGUCUUUGAGCCACCGAUGCGUACAGUCGUGUAUAUGGGCUUUAAUGCCAAAUGUUUUCACUCACAGUAUACCACCGAAAUUCGUUCACUCAGCUGCGCAUUUAAUGCAGAGUGCUAUUGCCAUUCUAAAGCCAAAUCUCUGGGACCAGUCUGCAUUCAGAGAUUUAGUCAUAGCCGGAUCCCAUCCACAUUUGAAUCUCGAUACAGCAAAGGUUCUCAGGAGGGCUCUCAUCAAUGGCAUUAUUCUUCCACCUGGAGAUAACGUUGCAAGGCAACGGCUCAUGGGAACAAUGAUUACCGCCCUGGCUCAGCCACUCGGUGAUCAAGGGCACCCUGUACCACCCGAAAUGAUAGUAUCGUCAUCGGUGCUAUCUCUCAAAGAGUUGUUGGAAGAUUGUCGUUCAUCUUCCACAGCAAUAAAAAAAUUGUUGCACGCUAAUCUGGAAUCUGUAGUUAAUCGAGUGUUGGAACUACUGCCACACCUUGUCAAGUUUGCUAAAGCAUUUGAAGCCCUACUUAGCUUUCUUCACAGCACUUUUGAAGUUCUUCAGCAACAGUUGGGUCCGGAAUAUACUCAGACUGCUGCCCAAACAAUGCUCCACAUUUUUACUAGGGAAAAUAUAUCGUUUGGACCUACAUUGGAUCAGUUAUUAGAAAUCCUAAUUUUGGUGGUGACAGCUCCCAGUAGAGCUUCCAAGGCCUUUGUCCCAUCGAUUACCGAUUUGUGCCUUGGUCAAGUGUGGCCUGCAGUCGGGAACGAUUUGAGCGACCAUCCCGACACAACUAUAGUUUUAUUGCGCUUGUUACACAGUAUUUUGAUGCAUCAUUGGCAGUAUUUUUACAAUUCCUCUGUGCUCCAAACGUUCGGAACUGCGGAACGCGAAGAGCCAGUUGAGCACAGAGAAGAACUGGUCGCUAUUCUUGAGGCAUUUGGACAGGCCCUUCUCCAGCCUGACGUUAACAUUUUCCGUCAGAGUCUUCAGAGUCUUGAGCAACUGAAUUCUAGAUGUCGUCUCUACCAGCGUUCUAUUUUUAAAAGUAAUCUAUUGGAGAGGUUCCUGGCGGCCCUGUUUACAGUUUUAUUCCAAAGGUCUCAUGACUUAUUGGCAGAUGAGAUUGCCUCCGCAGUCUACAGUUUGGCGCUGGUUGACACCAACUGGUUUUUUAGUGAAUUUUUACCGAAAUUCUUGACUGGCUGCGAGGGGCUGGAUGACGAACAGAGAUGUAUGCUACUGGAUAACUUUGACAGAGCAACGGAUCAGCCCACCCUGACCAGGUCGGUUCUUCGUAUGGUGACUGAUCUUAGGUGCUAUCAAUUUUGUCAGAGUCUUUGAUAUCGUUGAGGAAUAAGGAACUUCAAGAAGUCUUGCUGUGGCAAAUAUCAUGUAUAGGAAUAUCAAUCCUACGACGGUGCGAUUUGAUUUAUUCCGACGGGUGAAAGUCAGAUCUUGCAAAUUCAUUUCGGACAAGUUUGUGCUGUGGGCAACGAUCCAUAAAUUUGACUUAUCUUGACUUGAAAAUUAGUAUAUAAAAGUUUAGAGAAAAAAAGAGAAUGUUAUUGCCGCACAAACGGUGCGCAGAAUACUGCCAUAAACGAAUGAAUAUAUUCCUAUGUAGCUUAAGAACGUGAGAAGAUUUUAUUACUGUAUCAUGUAAUAUUAUUUAAGUGAGAUUUCAUUGUUAUGAAUAAAAUUAUAUUGCGAAAUUUUUAAAAAAUCA